CUUCUCACCAUUUCCAGCGAGUUCACUCGAGCCACCUACAAUAACUUCUCGAGAGUUGGAUGGGCUCUAGCAGUAUCAUGGGUCAUUGUGGCGAAUCAUCUCGGAUGGGGAGGACCUAUUGCCACUUUUAUGGAUCAUCCCCUAUGGAAGCCAUUGGGAAGAUUGUCAUACUGUGGAUAUAUUGUACAUUUCUUUGUGAUCCACUAUGUUUUCAACCUCGAUGAUAGACCAGCGCAUUACGUUUCCAUAUGGCAAACAUAUGUCUACAGAGUGAUUCCCAUCAUUGUGCUAUCGUACAUAUUUGCAUUUAUUUGGAGCUGCCUUUUCGAAGGUCCUAUUAUAAAACUGGAGAAGAUACUGUUUGAAAGCAUCUCACCGACAAGGAGUGAAACUAAACCAAAGCGUUUCGUAGACGAGAAGAAGAAUGAAGUGAUAUACGCUUACAACAAUCAGCCACAGUUGACAGCGUAUCGUAUCAGGCUGUGA
This is a messenger RNA of Strongylus vulgaris, 486 nucleotides long. Lineage: Eukaryota; Metazoa; Nematoda; Chromadorea; Rhabditida; Strongylidae. The record is from the annotation of a GenBank genome assembly.